CUAUCUCAAACAUAACUGAUAAGUCACGUGAGGCCAAAAUCUGACAACUGAGAGACAGAUUAGAGCUGUUGAAUUUGCUUUACAGCACAGUGCGUUGAUUUAUAUAAGCCCUGUUACAUAAAGAAUAAGUGAAGUUAAACACGCAGCUGUGCUGUAAUUUAAUGUCAAAAUGUAAAACCAAAGAUGCAGAAAUUAAUGCUUCCCCUAAAUAAGUUCCCUCUGGUUUCUCUUUUUUCUUCCUCCUUUCUACAGCUGAUGUUUGCACCCUAACUGGGAAGUUCGUCUUUAAACAGGCACAUAUUCAAGUGAAAGGUUUCAGGUUUCGAUCCACAUGGGGAUAAGAUUUUGACUAAAGACAGAUUUCAGCAUGGUUUGCAUGCAUUACUGUUAGUCAGCAGAGAGAAGAAUCCAAUGUGAAUUCCACACUCCCCCUGGUGAGAAUGUAGGCCAAAGCUGUUACAGACACUAUUUAUCGAUUUGAGUAAUGAUUGUUGCCUACAUGCAGGUUGAAAAUCAACAUAUUCAGUAACCAGGUAUCCAAGAGUACAAGGGUCAUCUCAAACUCUGCUAUUCUCCCUUUCAACUACAGAAUAACUUCCACAGAACAAGUUGGACUGAGACUUGAUAAAAUAAUUUGUAUUUGUCACAUACCAGUUUUGCAGAUGUUAUUGCGGGUGUAGAAAAAUGCUUGUAUUCAAUCACUAUAUGUAGGUGAUUUGAAAAUGAACAUGUUCAUGCAAUUUCCUUCUUCACUGUAUGCGUGAGGAGGUCAUCUAAAGGCCUGUAUUGUCUCCCCUGAAGGUCCUGCUGGGUUAAAGAAGGGAUCUGUUCCCCCAACCCCUGCCUCUCACCCCAGUAACCAUAUGGCCCCACCCCUGCCCUCUCACCCCAUGGCCCCUAGCCUGCCCCCGCGACCACCAGAAGCCAUAAUCCAACCUGACCCAGAAGAGAACUAUGAUGAUGUUACGUACGCCUCUAGGAAGAGGGAACGCAACACCCUGCUAGAAUUCAACUCUCUGUGGAGUGAAAAAGGACAGUGAAAGUGAUGAAAUGUAUGAAGAUCUUGAUGAAAGAUGUUGCUCAGGGGAAUAAAUGAUCUGGAACAGCCUUCGUUAGAAGGGGGUUCAGCAGGAGCAAAACGCAUGCAGCCAGUCCCCAUCACAUUAUUGUAGACCUGACAUACCGCCAAGAAGGAUAACGGCAUUAUGUAUUUAUUAUUAUUAUGCGUCGGCAUUAUUAUGUACUCUGAACGACUAUGGCGGAGAAGAUGACAUAGAUGCUAUUCUCCCAUUCUGUAUGAACGUUUUCUCAAACACACCGAGAACCGAGGAUUUAAACAUCCCGUCAACUCCCCCCCUCGCUCCAUAUUCCAGAGCCAAACAGGCAAUGCACAACUCGUGCGCAAGUACAUUGCGCAGAAUCACCCCAGACCAAAAAGUGUUACUGGGCAGGGAACUUACUGCUUCAAAAAACAACGCUCCAUGGACACGACUCCAACGAGACAUGCCCGGCAGAAUCUGGAAUACCUGGUGAAAAAAGUCAAGAGCCCCCGGUUUCUGCGAUUCGUUAGAACAGCCCUCAUCAAAAAAGGUAAUUGAAUUAUGUAUUGUUAAUAUAUAGUAUUAUACCUUAAAUGUAUUUGACAUUUUGUAUCAUUUUAAAGGUAAUUUUCAAAAAAAAAAUGUAAAGGUAAUUUUCAUUUUUAAAGUAAUCUUGUUGUUAAUCCCACCAAAAUGUCCGAUUUCAAAUAGGCUUUUCAGCGAAAGCACUACAAAUUAUUAUGUUAGGUCUCCACCAAACCACAAUAAGCACAGCCAUUUUCCAGCGAAAUAUAGCAUUCACAAAAAGGAUCUUCAUCAGAUGACACUCAUAGGACUUCAUGUUACACAAUACACGCAUGUUAUUUUUGAUAAAGUUCAUAUUUAUAUAAAAAAUCGGAGUUUACAUUGGCUUAUUAGAUUCACUAGUUCCAAAAACAUCAAGUGAUUUUGCAUAGCCACAUCAUUUCAACAGAAAUACUCAUCAUAAAUGUAGAUGAUAAUACAAGUUAUACACAUGGAAUUAUGGAUAUACCUCUCCUUAAUGCAACCGCUGUGUCAGAUUUUUUUUAAAGUUUACGGGAAAAAGCAACACAUGCAAUAAUCUGAGACGGCGCUCAGAACAGAAGCCAAAUUAGCCUCCAUGUUGGAGUCAACAGAAACCAGAAAAUAAAUGAUAAAUGUUUCCUUACCUUUGAUGAACUUCAUCAGAAUGCAGUCGUAGGAAUCUCAGGUCCACAAUAAAUGAAUUUGUUCGAAAAUGUCCGAUAUUUAUAUCCAAUUAGCUACUUUGGUUAGCGCAUUUGGUAAACAAUUCCAAAGUCACAAAGCGCGUCCACUAUAACGUGACGAAAUGUCCAAAAGUUCCGUAACAGUCAGUGGAAACAUUUCAAACGAUGUACAGAAUCAAUCUUUAGAAUGUUGUUUACAUAUAUCUUGAAUAACGUUCCAACCGGAGAAUUAGAAUGACUUCAGAUGACCGGUGGAAUGCAAGUCCUUCCCCUGUGAAAGCGCUUGGUGAAUGCAUGGUCAACUCGUGGCAGUGGUGACUAUUUCCUGUGUCAUUCGACCCCCCUUCACAUUAGUGUCAUCAGACAAAGUUCUAUUGACUGUUGAUAUCUAGUGCAGAAGACCUCACACACCUAGAGCAUGCGGAGGAUUUCGGCUCCCCGGACAUUCACAAUGAAACAACGAAACCGGAGUAUUCAUCGUUUUAAAUGACAUUUCAGAGGUAGACGGCCUGUUAUUAUGGGAGGCGGCCAACCUUAUUGAUUCCUCCAAUUCUUUGGUGGAAACACCCAAACCUGAAAUAGAACAAGCUAGGUUUUUACAGCCUUUUCCAGGGCUCUAAAAUCCCGAAAGGUUUUGCUCCACAAACGAAUGGGGGCUUUACUCGAGCGACAAUACCGCCAGGAUCUAUCCUUCUGGCAUAGAAUAAUGCCACGUUUGUUAAACAACAAUCCGAUUAAAAAACGCAAAUACAGGCGCUAAAAACAUAUAUGUAACAUGUAUCCUUCUAGAAUACCACAAGAACACAUCAUUAAUAAUCCAAAUGGCUGAGCCAACAGACAUAAUUGAGACAGUUGAAACCCUGUUAUCCCAGAUACCGCCCGAACUCCAAGCUAUAAUUAACCAUAUGAAUGAGGCUGGGGUAACAGACAUAAUGCCGAUAGAUGAAACCCUGUUAUCCCAGAUACCGCCCGAACUCAUAGAAAUAAUUAAUCGUAUGAAAGAGUCAGGGGCGACCGAUGAAAACCUGUUAACCCAGAUCCCGGACGCCCUCAUAUCGUUUGUGCUGCCAUCCUGUUAGAAGGUAACAGAUUAUUUUAUUACAAUGGUUAAAUUGGAUUUUCAUUGUGUUCAAUGGUUUUAUUUGCCCCCUAGUGGCGCUUUCUGGUACUUAGAAAGACGACGCAAACAGGAAGUACAGAAUUUGUUUUGCACGCAUAGAAGCAGCUACAAACAACGCUACGGUGCAGGUCUUUCAAUGUAGUUAUUUCUUGUCACGCUUCAGCCUUGGAAAAAUAUUUGUUUGUAAGUUCGAUUCAAGCAUUUAGCUAAUGAUGAUAAUCUUGUUAUUGAUAGAGUUGCUUACAUAUCAAUGUUGGUUGCAUUUACUCACAAAUUGCAAUGCCUUUAAUGUAUGUCGUUAGCUGUAUUACUUGCUCAUGUGUCAUGCAAACGAAUUGUAAAAUAUACAAUACUGUAGUUUUGUUAGUGUUUCUAGUGUAAUAUGCUUUGUUAUUCUACAUAGAUGGUUAUACAUUAUUAGAGUAAUGAAAGGAGCCAAUUACCAUAUGGUUAACAAUUAGCUAUAUGGUUUGGCAUCAUGCCAGAUGCAUGGUACCACUAAAGUAUAUUCUUUUCUGUAUUUUGCAGUUUCACAACAUAAACGUUUUCAAUAUAUUCAUUCAAGAAAAGUCACGCCUUGGGAGUUUUAUUGAAGACUUAGUUGUUAGCUAUCUGUCUAGUUUUGCAUGGGAACGCAAUUCAAGGGCAGAAUAGUGAAAAAACAUCAUCACAGCGGGCUCAAGCACAAGAAUAACUGCACAGGUGGUUAUGUUUCUACGUUCAUCAGCCAACAAAGCCUCUUAUCCUAGGGAAGACCAGCAGUCUACGAUGCAACAACCAGAGCCAGGUGUUCAACAGAGAGAGAUGGAAGAGCCUCUUCAGCACAUUGGGACCAAGUCUCAAUCUACAAGAUCAAGGUCAUCAAAACAGUCAAGCAGAUCCUCAACGGCGAGUUCUGCAGCCGUCAAAGCACGCGCCAAGGCAGACGCAGCGCGUGCACAAGUCCCCUAUGCUGAGAAGGAAGCUUCUGUGAUGAAGCAAAAAGCUGACCUCGAGGCAACUUUAUAUGUUCUCCAAGUUGAGAGAGCAGCUGCUGCUGCGUUGGCUGAAGCUGCAGCCUUUGAAGAAGCUGUAGGAUCAGAACGCAGAGAGCUUCGCAAAGAACUAGACACAGGGACACAGCCCUUAAGUCCAGUCCAACGUACAUGUGAGUAUGUGCAACAACAUGCUAGGCCCUACUUUGCUGAACUUCCAUUUGAAGUGGAGAAACAAGAGGUUAGUGUUGACCCAGCUACAUGCCAUAAUCAAGAAAAUAGCAAACAACAGAACAUGAGCAGAGACUCUCCGUUCAAAAGAAAUGAACAGCAGCAUGGUGGAAAUGGAAAGCAAGCCCACUUCCAGUUACACACACACAACUUCCCUGAGUCACAAGUGGCACCAGACCUCAUCAAGUACCUCCUACGACGUGAGAUGGUGAGUUCCGGACUCCUGAAGUUUGAAAAUGAUUGGGCAUGGAAAGCAUCCUUUCUCAAUGCGACCAGAGACUUGAAUUUAUCAGCCAGGGAAGAGUUAGAUCUAAUUACCAAGUGGCUAGGGGCAGAGUCAUCUGAGCAAGCAAACAGAAUUAGAUCUGUCCAUAUUUUCAACGCAACAGCAGGACUUAACAUGGUCUGGCAACAACUAGAAGAGUGCUAUGGUACACCCGAAGUGAUCGAGAAUGCACUGUUGAAGAAAAUUUAUGAUUUUCCAAAACUGGCUAACAAAGACAAUCACAAACUAAGAGAACUAGGUGACAUUCUUCUCGAACUGGAGUGUGCUAAAGUAGAAGGGUACCUUCCAGGCCUCGCUUAUCUGGACACAUCUGGGGGGGUAAACCCUAUUGUAGAGAAACUUCCAUUCAGUUUACAAGAAAAAUGGAUAGCACAGGGAUCCAAAUAUAAGGAGGAGUAUCGGGUAGCAUUCCCACCAUUCUCGUUCUUCUCGAGAUUCAUCAGGAACCAGGCGAAAAUUAGAAAUGACCCCAGCUUCACCCUCUACACCUCAACUAACCAGGUGUCCAUGAAAAGUGAGAAACCUGCCAGGUACAGCAGCAAGACACCUGUGACUGUAUACAAGACAGAUGUGUCAUCUGAGGCCUCAGACCACCAAACCAAACCCAGUAAGACAAAGGUUGAAAACCCUGACCGUCACUGCCCAAUACAUAACAAGCCUCAUCCUCUUAAAAAGUGUUGUGGGUUUAGAUACAAAACUCUAGAUGAGCGUAAAUCAUAUCUCAAAGACAAUGGCAUUUGUUUCCGAUGUUGUGGGUCAACUCAGCACAGAGCUAAAGACUGUAAGGUUUCAAUCAAGUGCUCUGAGUGCGACAGCGACAGGCAUCUUGCUGCUCUGCAUCCAGGCCCAGCCCCUACAAAUACAGACACCGCUACAGCAGAGACAGAGCAUGGCGGGGAGCAAGGUGACGAAGCUCUUCUAUCUGUUACCUCAAAGUGUACAGAGAUCUGUGGUGAGGCAGUCAAUCCAAGAUCAUGUUCAAAAAUAUGCCUAGUCAAAGCUUAUCCGGCUGGGAAAAGAGAGAAAGCUGUCAAAAUGUAUGUAGUGCUUGAUGAACAGAGUAACAAAUCUCUGGCCAAGACAGAGUUUUUCAGUCUCUUCAAUAUCAAUGACAACUCUGCUCCAUACACCAUGAAGACGUGUUCUGGGGUAACAGAGACUUCAGGCAGGAGAGCCGUCAACUUUAUGGUGGAGUCUAUAGAUGGACACAUGCAGCUCACUCUCCCUACUCUGAUAGAGUGUGAUAUGAUGCCAGACUGUUACGGAUACAGUUAUCCUGUGUGUGUGUGUAUCCUGUGUGUGUGUUUCUUUUCUCUCCUUCUCCCCUCACAGGUGAAAAUCAUCACUCCCCAAUCAGUCAACAAUCAAUCAUCAAUCAGAAGACACACCUCCUCCUAUUUCCUAUCCUAUCACAGUUCCUUCCCCAUGGUUUAAAAACCCCAUCAUUUGUUUGUUCUAAAGCAAUCUCUAGCUCAAUCUCUCUGUAAAUGCCAUGUCUGUAGGUCUCUGUGUUUCACUCUCGCUUUGUGUCUUAACCUCUCUUUUGUUUAAGCACCUCAUUUAUGGUGUUUGUUUGUUGCUGGUGGGAAAAGGGGGAAACCAAGACAAGUCGCCCAUGGGCAUACACUAUCCGUAGGUGAACUUUGUUAAAUACACUAGUUAGAACUGGGCGGACCACCCACUGUAUUUUUGGUUAGUUAGUUAGCUGUUGUUAAAGUAGGCUAGUCUAGCUUAGGGGUGUUUUUGAAUACUUAUUGUUUAUUUUCUUGGGUCCAGCUCAGCCCCUUUUCCUGCUCCCCCCAUUACCGUGUGUUUAUAAAUAAACCUAGAGUUUGACGGUAGAUUUCUGUUGUCG
This is a messenger RNA of Oncorhynchus nerka (sockeye salmon), 6735 nucleotides long. RefSeq lists its product as uncharacterized. Bases 4098 to 6314 code for a protein of 738 amino acids. NCBI's taxonomy places the organism in Eukaryota, Metazoa, Chordata, Actinopteri, Salmoniformes, Salmonidae. The transcript is spliced from 6 exons. The record is from RefSeq and is a predicted model, not a curated record.